This is a messenger RNA of Mycosarcoma maydis (corn smut), 246 nucleotides long. RefSeq lists its product as uncharacterized. Bases 1 to 246 code for a protein of 81 amino acids. The transcript is spliced from 4 exons. NCBI's taxonomy places the organism in Eukaryota, Fungi, Basidiomycota, Ustilaginomycetes, Ustilaginales. Gene Ontology annotation, cellular component: mitochondrion. The record is from RefSeq and is a predicted model, not a curated record.
AUGGCCGACACACAUACCGCUUCUGUGCAAGAGGCUAAUGCCGCGCGAUUGCCUCUGGGCUACCGCGACCAGUGCUCUGCGCUCUUGAUUCCGCUGAACAAGUGCAGGAAACAGACUCUGUACGCUCCCUGGAAGUGCGAGGACGAACGCCACACGUACGAGAAAUGUCAAUACGACGACUUUAUUCGAAGACAACGCGAGCUCUCACAACUGAAAAAGGCCAAACUCGAAGCCGCUGAAGAGUAA